Molecule: messenger RNA, 5497 nt
Organism: Brassicogethes aeneus
Lineage: Eukaryota; Metazoa; Arthropoda; Insecta; Coleoptera; Nitidulidae
Source: the annotation of a GenBank genome assembly
ACCUGUCGUAGAAUUUGUAAAUUAAAUGCUGUUUUCGGCGAAUGUGAAAUGUGUUUGAAAGGUUUUAAACAAGAAAAUCAUGGUUUUUCUAUGUCCCCGUAAAUUAAAUACCAAGAUAAGUGUACAGUGAAAUGUGAAGAAGGCAUCGUUUGUCGUAGAAGUGCAUAAAUUGGUAUUUGCAAAAUACAAACGAUCGCCGCUAGAGUAGGUAUUUGUAUCUAGAGAACUAAUUGCGAAUAUUAUGUUGUGAGUAUAUUUAACAAAUAGUGAUAUAUAGUUAUAUAAACCUUUUAUGUGACUGUUCAUGGACAUAGAAUGGUCAUAAGCAUCAUAAUAAUUCAUAUUGAUCACUAAAAUACACAACUGCUGAACAACAUGUCUGAGGUAAACUCUGUUAACAUGGAGGAGGAGAAGGAGGCGCCCUCUGAAGUUGUAGAGCAACCAGAGCCCAAACCACUUGAACCCACUGAAGAUGUUGCGGAGGAAACUCCAACCCCAAGUGUUACAAGCGAAGUUGAGUCUGUAUGCACUGAACCACCAUUUUCAAACAACACAUCUGUCAUAGACACAGACACAAGUGAGGAAACAAAAGAUGAUGAACAAAAUAAGAGGUCCAAGAGAGAGCUCAAACUCCUUCUGGCUUUAUCCAAAGAAGCUAACCUCAACACCAACAUAUCCCACAAGCGUAAGUCAUUGGAAAACACCAAGUACAAGGAUAAUUAUGUAAUUAAACUCGGUGAGGGUGGCGAGAAAGCCAAGAAAACCCCCAAACAAAGCCCAGAAGGUAGGGUGAUUAGGUACCCAGUAACAGCAGAGACUGAGUUGGAAGAGGCUGAGGUGGAGCCCAAAGAGGAAACUAAAGUUGAAAAAGACCCCCCUGUCAAAAUAAUUAAGAGGAAAAAGGAGAGUGUGACUGAAGCUGUCACAGGUGGCGCCACCGAAGAAAUCAGUAAGAAAAGCAGGAAGUCAUCCAGCUCAGAAUUAAUAAUGUUCAAACCUGAUAAGGAUAAAUUUUGCUGGAGAUGCCAUAGGGAUAAUGUUAACAUUGCCUGUGAGACAUGUCCAAGGGCUUAUCACCAAAAAUGUCUUAAGCAAACCAUUAACGAUCCAGAACAUUGGCCAUGUCCAGAAUGUGUAGAAAUUUUAAGAGCUGAAAGUACCCAGACAAGGUCUGAGGCAAUGAAAGGAAUGGAUUUGGAGCACCUUUGCAGUCUACUAAAACAUGCAGUUAAAAGAAUGAUUCAAUGCAGUGGUGCUGAACCCUUCAUACAUGCAGUAAAUGAAAAGGACUUCCCUGACUACAAAAGAUACAUAAUACAACCGAUGGACUUGACCUUAUUGGACAAAAAUAUAAAACAAAAUUUGUAUGGCAGCACCCAGGCCUUUGAAGCAGAUGCCAAAUGGAUUCUACACAACAGUAUUAUAUACAACUCAUAUCAAUCCAAGUUGACAUCAGUGGCUAAAAGUAUCGUUAAAAUAUGCAAACAGGAAAUGGCUGAGAUUGAAAAUUGUCCUUCUUGUUAUCUAAACGCAAACACAAAGAAAGACUGGUUUGUGCAGGUCUGUCCCAAGCCACAUUUACUGUUGUGGGCUAAAUUAAAAGGUUUUCCUUAUUGGCCUGCAAAAUUAAUGUGCUCUAACAAUUCUGGCAUGGUUGAUGUCAGAUUUUUUGGGGCACAUGAUAAAGCCUGGGUUUCCUAUAAAGAUUGUUAUCUUUACUCUCUAAAGGACCCCAAUAGUUAUAAGCAAAAAAGAUACGAUAUUGAUCAAUGUACAAAGGAGUUGGAUGUUUACGUAAGAAACUUGAGACGAGUUUUUGGUGAGGUUCGUUUGGCGACAUUCAAGGCUCUUUUGGUGCCGGAAAACGAAGCCGAACAUUUACAAGAACUACUACCAAAAUACAACGUAAACACGAACUACAAAACCCUGAUAAGACAGAUAUAUGAUGAAGGCUCCUCUCAAAACUCUUCGAUGGAGGAAGAUUUGGAAACCGCCAAUAAAAACAACGAUCAUGAUGAAUCGGGCUUGAGCAAAAGUCCAGGUGUAGACUCCACAAUGGAAGGUUACGGCACCGACGAUGAAAGCAAGACGGAGACCACAAGGAGGAGAGGCAUUACAAAAAUGAUUUCCGAUGACACCAUGGAUUCAGAGGAUAUCGACGAUGCGGAAAAAGUUGAAGAGGAGGAGGAGAGUUCUGGUAACAACUCCCCAACAGUAAUGAGGGGUAAACUAAAAGUGUUACCCAGAAGAUCAUCUGAUAUGGUGAGAAAAUAUUCAACAGAUACAGAAUCAUCAUCGUCCAGCAAACUCAAAAGAAGAAACAGCGAGAUAUCCACUAAACCCGUAGACCCAGAAAAACUGGUCGAGACGUCCUCGAACGAAGACAAAAUCGAUAAAGACUCUGUAGUAGUGAAACCAGUCGAAAUUUUGGUCGAUAAUGCAGAAAUCUCCAUAUCGCCAAAAAGUAAACUGCUCAUAACUGACAAGCUAAUGAAAAAACUGUCAGAUUCCGAUCUGGAAAAACUGAAUGCGGACGAUGGAAGCAGUAAAAAGCAGGAUGAAGCAAUGGAAGUUUCUUCCACGUCGGAAAAAGUUGAAGUUGAAGCUGAAGACACCUCCAAAAAAAUGGACGUGGAUGAUGAAAAAGAAGCGAAAGAUGCUGAAAAUAAAAGCACAGAAGAGAAAAGAACUGCAAAUGAGAGUUCUGCGAAAGUGGUGAGUGAGGAUGUACAAAACAUCAUUGAAGAAUUCGAUGAGGAGGACGAUGAUGCCGAUAGCAGUUUCGAUGAUUUACCGUUGGCACAGGCAGUUAAAAAAGCAUCGGAAGAGGUGACAUUCACCAGGAUAAUACCGAGAGAAAUUGAGGUGAAAGAGGUGGAUGCCCCCAAAAAACCUGCAGUGGAAAAAAAUGUCGAAUCAAAUAACAGGAAAACGGAUGAAAUUUCUAAUUCUUUGGAAAUCACCAGAAAAAGAAAGAAAAGCAACGAUGAUACUGCAAGUCACAACAAAAUGGUGAAGUUGGUUUCGAUCGAUAAGAUUCUCGGUAAGAAAAUUACGAGCACCCCGGUUAAAUCAAAUGUUGAGGAGGUUGUUAUAAAAAGUGAGCCGGAAUCUUCAGAAAGCGAUAGCGAAUACAUGGAGAAAAAACGUGAGUAUCUGUCAGCUCUAAAUAUUUCCGAAAGAACUAAUGAUGCCAAAGCAGGAUCUAAACCCCACGAAAUACGAACGCGAUCCAAAACUGAAGAAAAAGCCAACAAACUCAAAGUUGCCGACAGCAACAAGAAGGCACCUCCACCGACGAAUCAGGCGCAAAAAAAGGAGGACGUCGGGGAAAUUUCCGUGAAAUCCUUCGCAAAACUGACCCCGAGCGCAAAACCAAAAUCCAGGAGGUCCCUGCCAAUUGUGAGCAGGUUCAGCUCCCCCGCCAAGGAGGCGCUGCUGAAGAAGCAGCCGCCGCCCCUGACGGAGCUGAGCAGGCCGAACGCCGACAAAAAAAAUCAACAGGGCAAAAGCGGCGGCGGCGUGGUCAGCGUCACGAACAGCGUGUCGCUGAUAAAAUCGACGAAAACUACCGUGCAAAACAGCCCGUCGGCUCACAAGGCUCAAGCGAUAACCACCACUCCGAAAACGUCGACGAGUUUCGAAGCUCUGAGGCCCGGUUUGGUCUUCUUGGCCCCCACUUCCGAGGUGAUGCUGCUGCCCACGAGUUCCGCGCUGACUUACACGAACACAGCAAACCCCAUCCUAAGCUUGAUUCCACCGCCCUUAACGGCGUCCAACCCACUGGUCCAGCCUAGACCGCUGGUCCAAGCAGUACAGCCGGCAGCUAACACCAACAACGGCAAGCCGCCGCAAAAAGAGACGACCGUCCCCAGUCAAAACUUCAUACCGCAAUGCGAGACGAUGGAGCAGGACGCGCCGGCGAGCCAGCCGCCGCAAGCGAACGCGCUGCUCAGCACGCUGCUGGACAAGCGGUCGCAGAUCGAGGUGUCGCGCGCCGAGAUCGGCGCCGACCGCGGCGCUGCGCAGCCGCCCGACGCGCGCCUGAUCGAGCCGCCCUCGGGCGACGCCAACCUGCUGAACGGGUUCUCGCCGCAGACGCUGUCGAGGGCCGUGACGGACCUGAUGAGCAGGCCGCCGCCCAAGUUGCGGCCCCGCCCGCCCGGCGCGCUCAGCUGCGUCUUCGAGGAGGGCAAUCCGAGCAGCGCGGGACCGGUCACCGCCAAAAUCAACUCCAUCGCGCACAGGUUGGGUGAUUAUUUUCGUGGUAUGUUGAUCGAAACGUUGGACAAUCUGGGGCAAUCGAACAACCAAGAGGCCACCAUUACCUCAUUAAAAUUGGAGAUUGAAUCCCUGAAACACAAGCACGAAGUCGAAAUUUCGGAGGUCAAGAAAAACGUUUCCACUGUUUUGGAGGACAUUCAAAGAAGUAUCAUCGAAGAAAGGGACAAAGUUAUAUCUGAAACCAGAGCCGCAUGCGAAGCUGAAACGAUUAAGAGGUUGGAAGAAACCAAAUCCAAGCAAUGGUGUGCCAAUUGUUCGGAAGUAGCCCAGUUCUACUGUUGCUGGAACACCAGCUACUGCGACUACCCGUGCCAACAAAAACACUGGUCUAAGCACAUAAACAAUUGCACGCAGAGUUUCAACCAACCGUCGACCGCCGCGGUCGGGCUGCGGCAGCCAAACCAGCCAAUCGUGUUGAGGCCCACAAACCCGCCCGCCAACAAGCAAAAUGUCGGGCGCAUUAUUACCAGCAAGCCGACGAAAGUGUACAUGAAUAGAGUCGGGGGGAAUCCAAAGGCAAUGCAGGCGUUCAAGCGAAAUGGAAGCCACCUGACUCUGGUGGAAGCUUCUCCCGGUAAUUAUGAGCUGAUAAACAGCAGUGGCGUUCCUAUUACCAUGGGGGGGAAAAUUAUGACCUCGCCGAGUCUUUUAACGAAAAUUAAGUCGGGUUCUGUAAGUUUAACAACAACGAACUCCAGUCCGGGGAGUAAAUCUUCAAUCAAAACAACAAGCUCUUCGAGUAGUGAUAAACCUCAACUAAUAUCUGAUGAUGAAUCGGAUUAAUAAGUAGAUUGUAAGUGUAAUACUUUUUUUUGAAUUUAUAAAUGUUGGUAUAUCUACAUAUGGAAUAAUACUUUUUCAUUUGUAAAUAACGUGUAUUUGUUUAAUCCACCAUUCUAUAUGUAAUUUAUCGAGUAUAUUUUUAAGAUCAGCUUAUUUCAAUUCUAUUAAAUAUCCAAUCUUACAACCUAAGUUAAAUAAUUUCUUUAUGAUUUAUUUUUUAAAUUCCUUUAAUUUUAUGUAUGUAAAACAGUUGUUUUCCUUUUACAAUAAUUGUAUAUAAAGUAGACUUAAAAGAGCCCUGUAGAUCUGACAGUUUAUGUGGUUUUGACUGAAAGUUAUAUUAUUCAUUAAUAUUGAUAAUAUACACAAUAUCCAACUUUAUUUGCCCAUUUUUUUUACCAAGUCCAUUUCUUGUACAUUUAUUUUGCAA